Molecule: messenger RNA, 771 nt
Organism: Mytilus californianus (California mussel)
Lineage: Eukaryota; Metazoa; Mollusca; Bivalvia; Mytilida; Mytilidae
Product: ependymin-related protein 1-like
Exons: 4
Coding region: 99-662 (187 amino acids)
Biological process (GO): cell-matrix adhesion
Cellular component (GO): extracellular region; lysosome
Molecular function (GO): calcium ion binding
Source: RefSeq, a predicted model, not a curated record
UUGGGAUUGGAUUGGAAUCGAAAACUCUGUGUUGUACUCCUGAUCAAUGGGAAGGACGCCUGUAUAUAGACGAUGCACAGAUAGUUUACUACAUACAUAUGAAUGGUUCUGCGGUAGUUGCCUACGAUUUCACUAACUCUAGGGCCUUUAUAAAUGCAACUGUUGUCCAAAAGAGCCUCGUAUUGAAACCAGAAUUACAACGUUAUUCCGUACUAUAUAUCGAAGACUACAAAAAUAAUGUCGAAUAUGAAGUAGACGACGGAAAGAAUUGUCAGAAAGCAUGGAUGGAUUUUAAUAUGACUAAACAGUGUGUCCAAGGGGAAGCAAAGCUGUUACAGAGUGGACUUGUUGGAGAUGGGACUAUUAUCGACACAUAUAAUACGACUUUAGGUGAUUCAUACCAGAACAUACGGGCAACAAUAGAGAGAGGUAGCUGUCUACCUGUGCAUUUAGUUUACAUAGAUUCAGAUUAUGGCUCUGUAACAGGUGUUGAUGUUUAUGGUAUUACGCCGGGUAUUAAAGACACAAAGAUUUUUGACAUACCGCCUCAAUGUAAAAAAGUUAGUCCCAUAUACAGAAAGAAUCAGGACGAUAAGAAUGAUCUGAAAUCAAGAAUACGGAAGAUAGUUAAGAAAUUUAUGUCUGGCAGAAGAAAUCCUUGACAUUUUCAUUUGACAAAUUAUGUUUUAUAAUUGUACUAUGUACAUAUAUCAUUUUAAAUUAUAUACAAAUCAAUUACCAUGUUUAUCCAUUAAAUCGAAAUGCAAGAAA